CAGUUACUACAUUAUGAAAACGGGUGUCUUCCGGUUAUUUCUGUUGGCUUUCCUUUGGAAAACGCUAAACAUUGCGUUUGCGGAUUCCGAGAUUGUCUUAUUGCCUAACUCUGAUGGACUUAAGGACCAACGCAAUGGAUAUUGUUAUUCCAUUUUUAAACCACUUCUUGAAAUUUUAGUUGAACAGAAAGAAUACUCUAAUGCCAAGCACGAACAGAAUGUGAAACUAAUUAGUAGUUUGCAGACUCAGUUAGCAAUUGCUGAAGGUCAAAUCAAGAACAAAAUUGAUCUAAUUACCCAAAAGGAUGAGCAAAUCAAGGACAAAAAUGAACUUAUAAUUAUGAAAAACAAUCAGAUCCAAGUCCAAAGUGAACAAAUAAAAAACAAUGAGAAUGAAAUAAAUACCAUAAAGAAUGAAACUAAAUCGAUUUUCGAGAAAUUAAAUACAGCGAAAAAGCUGUUUGAGAAUUUUCUAUCAGAAUGGUGUCCCAGUGAAGAAGGCAUUUUUAAAUUGUAUCUUCGAGGAGUGAAUGCUUUUGAAGCGCCUUGCUCUAAAGAUGGUUGGAUGAUUAUCCAAAAACGGAUUGACGGACACGUGGACUUCAAUCGGACCUGGGAGGAUUACAGGAAUGGAUUUGGGGAUAUACAAGGAGAGUUCUUCAUUGGCCUGGAAAAGCUGCACCUCAUAACCAAAGUAGCAUACUAUGAACUUUGUAUUGAGCUUGAAGACAUUAAUGGAACCACUAGUUUCGCUCACUACGACAAUUUCGAAAUUGGUAGCGAGAUGGAAUCCUAUUAUUUAAAAUCGAUUGGGAAUUAUAAUGGUAUAGCCGGAGAUUCGCUCAGUUAUCACAAUGGAUCGAAGUUCUCUACUUUUGAUGUUGCUACGGAUUCAGGAAAUUGUAUAAGAGCUGGAGGUUGGUGGUAUAAUGAUGAUAGUUGUGGAUACAGUGCACUUAACGCACAGUAUUAUAAAGAUGGAAUAGCGGAAGAAAGUAAUGGAAUUGUUUGGGGUCAUUGGCAUAACUUCGACUAUACGAUCUCCCUUACCUUUGCACAAAUGAUGAUAAAACCGAAAAAUGUACUGGACGAAUAAGAAACCGUAAUAAACACAUAAAACGUCUGAAGAUAACAAACGAAAUUU
Drosophila serrata is the source of this 1144-nucleotide messenger RNA. RefSeq names its product angiopoietin-related protein 2-like. Lineage: Eukaryota; Metazoa; Arthropoda; Insecta; Diptera; Drosophilidae. The record is from RefSeq and is a predicted model, not a curated record.